Molecule: messenger RNA, 3509 nt
Organism: Plodia interpunctella (Indianmeal moth)
Lineage: Eukaryota; Metazoa; Arthropoda; Insecta; Lepidoptera; Pyralidae
Exons: 8
Coding region: 90-1214 (374 amino acids)
Molecular function (GO): palmitoyltransferase activity
Source: RefSeq, a predicted model, not a curated record
UUCAUUUGUCUGUCAAAUUUUUUUAUUGUCUUGAGAAAAGGAACGAUCAUGGAUGUAUUCAAUUUUUAAGUAAAUUAUAAUAAUUAGUUAUGUCUUCUUCAGUGCAAAAUAAUAGGGUGUCACCCCCUGGGUACUGUGCAUGUUGUAAAGUAUGCAAUAGGUGGUGUUGGAGAGGCUUCAAAUGGCUCCCUGUGUUGUUGAUAGUGUCGAUCAUACUUUGGUCAUAUUACGCCUACGUUAUUCAGCUGUGUAUUUAUACAAUUGAGAAUACAGCACAACAAGUUAUUUAUUUGAUCAUAUACCAUAUACUCUUGAUUAUGUUUGCCUGGUCAUACUGGCGGACCAUAUUUGCUGAAAUACAGCCUAUUCCAGACAAGUACAAAUUGCCUGAAGUGGAACUGGAGAAACUUUUAAGUGCAGAUUCAGAGGAUUCACAGAGGUCAAUACUUGAAAAUUUUGCCAAGGAUCUCCCUAUAGUAACUAGGACAAUGUCAGGAUCUGUCCGGUACUGCAACCGCUGCGUGCUGGUCAAGCCGGACCGUGCGCACCACUGCAGCAUAUGCGCGCGCUGCGUCCUCAAGAUGGACCACCACUGUCCGUGGGUCAACAACUGUGUCUGCUACCACAACUACAAGUUUUUCAUGCUGUUCCUGGGCUAUGCGCUUUUGUACUGCAUCUUCAUCAUGGGUACCUGCUUGCCGUAUUUCAUCAAGUUUUGGAAGAUAUACCAAGAAUACAAGCUUGCCCACUGCGAUCGUUUAAUAGACACUGGGAAUUUUACAAAACAAUGCAUCGAUAUGCUCAAUGGUGACUUCGGCACCGCGGCGAACGCCGGCCGAUACCACAUCGUUUUCGCUUUCUUCGUGUCCCUCAUGUUCGCUAUCUCGCUCGGUUCGCUGUUCGGAUACCAUUGCUAUCUUGUUCUUCACAAUAGGACCACUUUGGAGGCGUUCCGUGCACCGAUGUUCAGAGGCGGUGCCGACAAGAAUGGCUUCUCCAUCGGCGCAUACAACAAUUUCAAAGAGGUUUUCGGCAAUAGCCCCAACCUGUGGUUGCUGCCGGUGUUCACCAGCUUCGGGGACGGCAUCGUGUACCCACUGCCUCAGCAAGAUGAAGACACGGAGUCUUUGUUGAGCUCUGAACGAUGGGAGCGGUGGGGCGAGCGAGCGAGGCCCUUCGACGAGCGAGAGAGCUCCUCCUUUGACGAACUAUGAGUGUAAAUCCGGCCAUAUGUCCUAGUGCAGGCUUAGGGCUUAGUUUUACAGGGUUGCCAUUUCUAUACUUAAACUCGCUUUUAUAUCCAUUGGUCUGAAUUUCAUUGAUAUGAAUUAAUGACAGUUAAUGGAAAGAGCAUUGAGUUCUUUUGUAUUGGUUAUUUUAAGUUUUUAUUCUCAGCCCAAUCACUCGCUUAUCAUCGUGAAAGACAAUAUCAACUACUUGUCACUUGAAACUCAGUCUUCGAUUGAGCACGCAAAUUGAUAUUGAUGAAAUAAUAAGAGUGUUCUUGAAUAUGAGUGCUGCAAUACUGUUGGUAAUUUUAGUAUAUGAAGCGUAAAUCGCUCUUUUUAGGCUUAGGAUGUUAUUUCAUAAUCAGACUCGAAAAAUAUGACCCUGUAGAUGUUUUAUAAUCCUAAGACCUGUAGUUUUGUAGACAACAGCCUGCACAAGUGACGUGGCCGAGUGAAAGUGCCAUUCCGUGAUAUGGACUGUGGGUAUAUUGGUGCUGACUGAUGUAUUAAACGGCUGCUGAAUGAGAUGGUACAUAGAACAACAGAAGUGUGUUACAGCUUUUCGAAUUUUGAUUAAUAAUAAUCGUCAAGCUGUGAUUCAUAGCUUUCAAAUAUUAACUGUAACACUUUUGUUGUUGAAUGUACAGCCUAGUAUAAUUGUAACUUCCUAUAAAACAAUAUUUACAUUGUGAAUAUUGUAGAAGUAAUUAAUUGAAAGUUGAUCCACAUUUUAUAAGUCUGUCUAUUCAAAAUGUAAACCGAAAAAUAAUAUAAAGUGUAUUUCAGUGUUAGCAAUCGUUAUAGGAUGUUAUAUCGACGGUAUUAGCACCAUUUCAGUGGGACUGCCAUUUUGGUGUGUUGUUCGUGUGACUUAUUGGACCUAUUAGAGUGAUCUCUUUUGUUUACUUAUUAUACAAUACAUAUACCUUCCUAAAGUAAUUCUUAAAUGAAGAUUAAUAAUCAGAAUUAAUUUUUAAAUAUUUUUAGGAAGUUGCAAAUUCAUUAGUACAUACAUAUUUAGCGACUAUAAUGUAAAUAAAAGUGCUUUUAAAUUAUAAGACUGCUGUGAAAGUAUAGAUUAGAUCGAAAUUUAUGAAUGUACUUAGGCACGGUUAUUUGUGUGUUUCGCAAUUAUUAGAAAAAUUUCAUUGAUUUUUCUCAACCGGCACACUGAUCUGUAAUUAAAUUAGACAAAUUUUAAGUAAUAAAAUUGCCAACGUACCAAUAAGUAGGAAAUGCAUUCCGAUCCAUUUAUUAUAGAUUUCCUUUAGCAGUAUUAAUGAAAUAUUUCGAAUAUGUUUGUGUACUUACGUAGAUACGAAUUAUUAUGCCAUGACAAAUGCCGAUUGUCUCAUAAUAAAAGUAAGCUUUAUUUUAUUAUUUUCAAUACUUAGCGCAAAGGAUUUUGUGAACUUUACACAGCAAUUUGCAUCUUAUCUCUUACUGUAUCCUUGUGGAUAAAUCUAGAUUGCUCUUACGACAUUUUGGCUAUAAUUUACAUUAUUCCAUUUUAGUGAUAUAAUUAUUCUUAAAACACACACAGUUGUCACUUCAUUUCUUAAAUUGACAAAUUUUAUUAUCUUGUUUACUCCCGUUUCUGAAUUACACAUGAAUAUUUCUCCUUAUACCAAAUACGUAUAUAAUAUCUAUGCGUUUAUUUAUGAGCACGGGAUCUCAAGUGUAAGUAGAAAUAUUUAAUAAAUAUUUAUAUUGUUAAUUACUUCUCAGUCUAUUGUUAUUCUUUCAACUGUGAGUUGAAUUAAUUACUAUUUUACAUCUGUAACGUAAUGAUCUGUUAAUCCUCUCUAUACUUCCGCUUACAGGAACUUUGUGUAUUUUUAUUUUCAUUCGUAAUCACACAUGUUUCAUCAUAAUAUUAUUUGAUCAUAAUUUAUACCAAGCAUAUUGAAUUUUGUUGAUCACACUAUUGUCACAAACUUUUGUAAUUUUAUAUUUUUAAUAUUAGUUUAAUAUAAGGUACCUAAUUUAAGUUUUUGUACGCAAAACUUUCCGGAUUAUUUAAUUAUGUGUCCAUACAAAAAUGAACCUAGUCAUUUUAAUGCACUUUGUAUGGCUAUACUGUGUGAAUGUUUGAAAUUGUACAAUUUUUUUUCUUCAGACUACAUAAAUGAUAUUCUUUUAUAUGUUUAUAUUCAUUUGUGUAUUUGUGUUGUAAAUAUUUCUAUCCAUGUGUGUUUAUUAGAGAUUGUACAAUUUAAACAAAAUGUGCAAUGGUUUUUGUAAUUUAGCUAUGACAUGAAAAUAAACUUAGAAAAAAUA